Molecule: messenger RNA, 9996 nt
Organism: Chroicocephalus ridibundus (black-headed gull)
Lineage: Eukaryota; Metazoa; Chordata; Aves; Charadriiformes; Laridae
Gene: TMEM268
Product: transmembrane protein 268
Exons: 9
Coding region: 8289-9239 (316 amino acids)
Source: RefSeq, a predicted model, not a curated record
AGGUCGCAGUAAGUAAGUUAAAAACCCAUUACAGAGCUCCUCCUCUUGGCUCUGCUCUGGUGCUUUACCUGCCAGAUCAUUCUGAAAACCUUCAGGAACAAAUGUUCUUGUGACCAUUAGGGGAAAUAAAAUGUUGCCAGUUCACUGGAAUAGUUUGAUAGCCAGGCGCUGUGCAGUAAUUAUCCUUCCUUCAGUCAAAUACUGGUCACUGCUUGUUUAUUCCAAGGUCAUACUGUAUCCUGCAGCAUCUUGCCGUACCCGGAAACUGUGUGAAAUAACUGUGUUGGGAUUUUGCAUAGCUUUCUAGCUCUUUUAAUCAAAAGUACACACGAAUAUAUUAUGAAGUUUCAUGUUUCAGCAGUUUCUUCCUUACCAGCAGAAUGGUAAAUAUAGCUUUGCUUUUUUGUUGAGUUCAGUUUAAGGCUUUUUGCAGAAAAGAGACCUCGAUGAGCGCGUACCUCAUCAGCAGUUGAGGAUCUAAGAAACCGUAUUGAUGCUGUGUCUCAGACAGGACGUGCUGUGUUUCCUCGCUCCCUCAGUGUAGCAUUGAAAAGCCUCUCAGGCCUGUAGAGUUUGAUUGUGAUUGGAAGGGAGGAAAGCAGGGUGGAUGGAAGUCGUAACGCAGGAACGAAUGUCUGCAGUCACGCCGGGCAAUGAAAGAGUAGGCUGCUGUGGUGUCUCCUCUUGUAGUAUUUUAUGGGAAUGUACUGUAGUUCUGAAAGGAAUUCUUUAGGAAUUCAAGCUAUUAAAGGGGUUGUAAAAUUGAAACAAAAGCCUCCUGCAAAGUUAAAUGUGCCAGGCUGGGUAAAAAGCCAGGUCGGUACAAGGAGAACAGGAUCAAAGCAAUUUUAAUCAGUCUGGUCUAAUGACUGGAGAGGUGCUACGGCCUCGUAAAAGGUUGCAGCCGUGCUAAUUCGAGUCUGUCCUUUGGAGAUGAAACAUUUCUUCCUGGUGAGAACAGGUGCUCAGGCUCCAGCAUGGUACUCCUAAUAGAAGUCCUCCUAGCUCCAGGCUGUAAUUAGCAAUUUCAUCCUGUUUGUUUAUCAGCAAAAGACUGUUAUUCUGUCCAGGAAAAAUAUAGCGCGCGCGCGCCCCACUUUCUCAUCUUGGUUCCUAAGUUUCCCUUUGUUAAUGAGGACAUUCUAUCCUUGCUCUCCAGAAUACUAAGAGGCAAGAGAAAAAGAAAAACUCUUCCCUGUUUAUUUCCUCUUGGCAAAAGGUGGUGUGAAGACGCUCCCUUUAGAACGUUGUGUUGCAAGAAUAUAAAUUUUCUGUAGUAUUUCCCUGGAACUUAACUGCUUAGAAUUACCAGGCGCUCUGCCUUUGCACAGAAGCGAGUAUUUCCACUUACUGCUCUCCAGGAAGGCUGGCUUUGUUUGCAGUGUAAAUAUUUUAUUUUAAAUUGAGAUUCUCUCAUCCUAUGCUGUGAUGCCCCGGGAAAGGGAGACCUCCUGCAGUCUUUGUGCCUAAGCCAGGCUGUGCCGGAAGAAUACUCUGCAGGGAACAGUUUUCUACUGACAAAGGUGUGGAGUUGGACACGUGGCUUCUUGCCUCUGAAAUCCAAUUUUCCUAGGCUUUCUGCAGCAAGUUUGAUUAGGAAGAGUAAAACUUACCCCAGCUGCUAGUACAAACCUGUCUCCAAAUUCUCCCUGCUGCUGAUCUCCGUAAUUCCUUGCAUGUGUGGCCCCACGUAUAUGAGCCAUAGUUUGCUCUUUUACCACAGAAAGGACCAGAACCUGCUUUGGGCACAUACGCCGCUGUCUGAUUGCCUUAAUUUGAGCUCUCCUCCCUGGAAAUACCGGCCGGUUGCCAGGAUGGUGGCGCUCCUGGUGCUGUAUGGAGGCAAGAAGCCGUCAGCACUUGCGUCUUGUUGCGUUUCCGCGAUGCCAAAGUGAGUGGCUACUUCUGCUGAUUUCUCUCAGUGAAAACUGCUUGCAAAUAAGCACUUUCUCCUGGGAUCGAAGCAGGCAUAUUAGGAUUUACACGGUGCAAUUUGGCUGCAGUCACAUCCGUGUUCAUCAGCUAUGGCUUGUACUUGAUUUUUGUGGAAUCUCUUUUCAGGCAUUAUCUAUGUAUUUAUAGAGUUGAUGCAUUUCACUUUUAAAAUGCCAUUGAGAAGGCGUGUAAUCUGUACAAGCACCAGAUGGACAAAUGGCUUAUUAACGGCAGAAUGCGAGUGUCAUCUGGAGGGCUUAACGUGCAGGACCAGGCACAAUUAAGGACACGCGUUUGUGCUGCUUGAAGCCAGAGUUCAAUUUUGAGGGCCCGCCUGUCUUGAUGGCGCUCGCUCCCGCUGCUCGGUCUGAAGGUCGGUGUGUCCUUCCUGCUGCUGCCUCUUCAAGCGGGGGGGUCAGAGAGCUCAGCACCCCUCCGGGAGGGCAGGCAGAGGGGAAACCGAAGCCCCCCAUCCCGCUCAGGUCCAUCAUCUCUGCUCACUCUAAUGGGGCUCGGUAUAUUUUUUUAGAUUGGUUCAGAGCCAGGAUGGGUUUGAUCCCCUUUUGUGUGAUAUUUAACUUGUAAUAUUUUUUUGUUUGUUUGUUGCAGAGAAAGUAAUUUUCUCCUCUAAAGAUCCCCCCUGCCGUUUUCCCUUCCAGGCUCACCUGGAAGAGAAACCUUUCCAGGGUCCAAACAGAGAAAUAAAGGAGGGACAUCACCCCCAGCCCCGUAUCUGGACUCCGGGAGUUUGAGGGCGCUGUUGUUAAGAGGGGAGCAAUCCUGUCUGCCGGUGCUUUAUCACAAACUCUCGCGGCAGCUUGAUGGGGACAGUUUCAGAACCGCAAGAGAGGACCCCAAAUUUCCCCGGCGCUGUGGCUACCGCUGAAGAUGGAUGAGCUGUUCCUCGCUCUGCCCUGCGGAGACAGGCCGCUGCUAGAUGGUAACACAAACGAAUCAUCCACGGUAUUCCGGUGUGUAAGUCCAAAUCUGGCAACCUUAAAUUCCUCAUUCUGCUUUUGUGAGGUCCCUACACAGUUCCUGAUGGUCUUUAAUAUAUUUUUAUUUUUUUUUAUAUACUGACUAUAAGCCCAUGAAGCUGUUGGCAGUCCCUCUCCCCUUCCUUCUGUCCCCAGCUCUGGGCUCCUGCUGAUUUCCCCACCCGAGCCCAGAUCAAGCGGGACUCGCUGGCAAUAAGUAACCCCACGGAAAAGCCAGCAGCUCCUGGCCUGCGAGGGAGCUCGUGGGAGGUGUGAACAGCGAGACAGGGUGACCCAGCAAUAGCCAGGCUCGGUCUUAUAAAAACACACCCCAAUUUUGACUGACCUAAAUACUCUGGUGCUCUCUUGCCCUUCUGGUGUACCAUCGCACGGUCCCUUCUGUAAGUUAUAGAUAACAAUGCCAUUCCUCUGGUAUGAAACUUGCUCGUUUCUCCUCUCUGUCUCUGUUUUCCUCAUCUGGAAUCUCUUUCCCUUUUAUUUGACAUCACUAGUUCUUGCAUUAAUGCAUAAUAAGAAAGACAAGCCUAGAACCCACUGACCCCAGCAGAGGCUUUGGCUUCAAGCAUUAAAAAGAAAAGACUAUCAAGAACCCUCAAGAUCAACGUUUUGUUGAAGAAAGUUCCCCAAACUAAUCCAAGAAAGGAGCAUAGUGUAAUUUUUCUUAGAGGUUGAAAGGAGAAAGUACUAAUUUCAUGCAGAAAAGAUUGUAUCUGGGACUGGCAUAGAAAUAGAAAAUAAAUAGGUAUUAAAUUACAGUCGGCUGUUUCAAAAUAAUCUAAUAAAGCAUCUGCUGGAUCAAUAGCCGCGUCAUUAUCCAAGGCACAUAGCAGGCUGCCCCUGUUUUAAUUUGAGAUGCAAGAGGCUUUUGCAUUACCAUAAUAAAAAGAAUAAUACUUUAAGACUUCACAGUAAAAAGACAGAAGUAGAGGGGGAAAAAAAAAACCCCCAAGAACGGCACUUUAUGCCUUAAGCAAGCGUCAUUUUUAAUUUGAAACAUGUAAUUUAGGGAUACUGUGAAAUAAAGUUUUUAUAUUUAAUGACUGUCAGUCUGUCAGCUUGGCUGAGCUGUUCUACAGAAAAACAAAACAAAAAACCAAAAAAACCCAAAACCCAACCCAGAGUCCGUGAAAGAAGACUUUGUGUGCAGGGAGAGAGGGGAAGGGCGAGACAAGGCUUUCAACUACUUUGUUCUCCUAAUUAAGGCUCGCUGGAAGGAAAAAUAGCGAUGGAACAGUUAACAGUUAGAAAGUGCAGUUUCAUCAGAAGAAAACGAGAUCUGCCCGUGCGUUGGCCGCUGCAGCGGGCACGGAGCUGUGUAGGGAGAAACUGCGGUCGCGUGGGGACCACUGCAAAUAAAGCAGGGGUGAGAGCGAUGUGUCACCAGCCUUUCAAAUAGCGCAAAAAAAAAAAAAAAAGGCGGGGGGGUACAAAAUCAUGGAAUGAAUAUAGAGAGAAAAUAUGGUCCUGGGAUAUUUCCUAGACUAGGAAAAAGCAGACUCAUGAGAAUACGUCUCUGUAUUUAAAGCAGCGGCAGUAGUGAAGAGCGAUGGAAGCCUACGCGAAGUAGCGAAGGGUGAUCUCAGAAAUGAUGUUAAGAAUGUGACAGAGGAUGAGGUUGUCCCGGAGGACGGGAGGUGUCGGUGGUUACUGUCAGUCUGGGAAAGCACUUCAAAUGGCAGAGGGUUUUUUUUCCUGGAAUCAGGUUCCCCAUAAUAUAUUCAUUAACGCAGCGGGAUGGAAUAGGGGGGAUGGUUAUAAUAUAUAUCCAGGGCACCAAGCUGGGAAGAGCUACGAAGAGUACAGAGGGCUGAAUUACAAUUCAAAAGCAUUUUGAUAAAUGGGAGAAACGAUGUGAAACCAGUAGCGUGAGACCCCCCGAAGAGGAGUGUAAGGCUGGACUCAAAAGGUGAAAUCAAAUACACAAAACCCGAGGAAUCAAUAACUGGCUGUACGGCACCGCAGAAAUUGUGAAGAUGAGGGUGAACCCCCCCCCCAAACUCAGCAAAUGUUUUGGGUUUGAAAUGAAGAUAUAUCGUAUAUCGAUACAGGUGUCCCGUGUCAGAUGGAGGGGAGGGAGAGGGAGUUGUUCUGCUCAGGAAGGAGAGGUCUCCGUGGCCUGUCCGGACGCUGAGCUUUGAGAGACGAGAACAAAUUGCCCUUUGAACAGGGCACCGAAGGGCCCGGGGAGGUUUGGGAAGAGGCGGCUCAGGGUGAUGAUGGGGGGGCGGGGGUUAGGGAUUUAUCUAGUCUGGAGUCUCCACUGCGGAAUGGAGAAGUCUUGAAAUAAAUUAGAGGUUGUUUCCAAGAGGACAGGUGCUUGAUUUUUCGCCAGGUUUACUGAAGCUAGAAGAAGUAAUGGGCUUAAUUUGAAAUGGGAAAAAUGGAGUUUUUAACUGCUUUGUACCAGGGAGGCCGAGGGGCUGCGGGGGCUCCGGCAUCGCCACCCCCGGAGUCCUGCUGUCCCCACCUCCUGGGGCUGUGCCUGGGUUUUGUCCCCUAACCACUGUUGGCCCUGGGGGCUGGUUUCAUCGUCGUGUUGGAAGGAAAGGUGAGGUCUCGUUUGGCGGAGGAGUGAAAGUGUCCCUUCGCGAGAAGGCGGCGGUGGGGGCUCAGCACUUAAUUAUCAGAGAGGUAAAACCGGGAGGCAGAAAACAGGCAAAAAGCAGGUGAAGCAAGACAGGGAGACUUUGUAAAAACAGCUUUGCCGUGGGUUUAUGUUAAGUCAGGUCUUGUUUCUUCAUAGAUACCCGUGAGUGAAGCUCAAGACGAACCUCAAGCUGCCUUAACGCUGAUUUGUAUAAAACAAAUCCCCAAAUCCCCCGCCAGCCGGCACAAGCUGAAGGUACGGCCGACACGCUGCCUCCUGCAGCAGAGAAGUCUGCGCUUUCGUUCACUUCCAUUUCAUUCAUUCUCGUUGCGAUUUUUGGCAGACCUUAAUUUCUAAAUCGGGCCGGUUUCAGAGGGUGGCGGCUGGGCUCCAGGAAGCAGAAGUGCCUCCGGUCUGCGUUGGGAUCCUGCCAGCGUCCUCGUUUUGCUUUGCAGUCAAAUACAUCCCUAUUUCUCGGGAGCCUUUGCCUCUCUCCAAAGUUCUUUCUAGUUUACGGAUGGACUUUGUGUUCUCUGUUAAUUGCCGUCCUCUGUAAGAGGCUUAAAUUUCUAAUGCUGAAGUUAUGGUAGGGGCUGCAAAUAGGUGGGACAGGAAUGUUACAGACACACCUUUGCAUUUCAGAAGCCCGGAUAUAAAGGCAUAGGUGCAAAUACAAUAAAUACAACAGCAGCUGAUUGUCCAGCUAGAAUCUAAACUGUGGUGUUUAUUGGAAUGUACUGAUCAUUGGAUAUCUUAUAGACUGUUCUGUGGGGCCUGUGGCUACAGGAUACGUGCUUGGGUUGAGAAAAUACCUGGUAGGAUCUCACCCGCCUAACAAAAUCAUCAAAAUUAUGCCCCCAAAUAAGACGAUCUGAAAAAUAACACCUGCCAAAGGUUUCUGAGCACGUGGCUUGAUGACCGCUGAACUCAGGAAGAGCUGGGCCGGGAGACCUUGGCUCCUUACAACCCAACCUGCAGAUCCAUCACCUCCUUUGGGCCAGAGCUGCAAGUCCAGGGAGGUGGUUGGGUGGAAAAAUAUCUCAGGAAAACAACUGGAAAACCUUGCCUUCCAUCUAGGUUGGUUUAAGCUGCUGUGGAGCUUUCUCCUCGGUUCCUUAGAUAGGGGUGAAAGAGAUGCUUUGGAAACCUUCAGAGAGAAAGCCUGUCAGUCUAGAAGUUUCUAAAGAUUUAAUAGCGCAUGGCCUUUUUUGCUGCUUCAGAGCAGCAAAACUGGAUUGCUUUAAAGUUGGAAUUAGCUUUUUUUUUCUUUUUUCUUUUUUUUUUCCCCCAAUACCCCUCCCAAAGGAGCCGGGUUUUUCUGCUUGUGCUGACGGGCUGCGGUGUUGAUGCCAAGAUCAGCCCAUGCACGCACGUCUGGCUAAACGAGAGGUGCACGGUGUACGCGCUGCGGGUGAUUACGAACCUUGCUUUCCAGUUUAUUGCCCCCCCCAGGAGGUUUGCCUGGGGCGCUUUUUGGCAGCGAGCUGACAGUGCUCUUUCGAAGCACGUUGGUCGUCAUUUUCUCCCUCUUGUCGGGAUCCUUGCGUGGGCGAGAAGAGGAGGAAGCGAAGCCAAAGCUUUUGAUGAGAGGCGCGUUUGCAAAAGAACCUAAAGCUUUGCAUGGCCCUAUCUUGGGUGGGGAUUUGAGCUGGGCCUUGAGCUAGCGACGGCAGCCAGGAGAUUUAUCUGAUUUUUCUCAAUCCCUGGACGACGUUGGGAUGUGAGUUGCCGGUUUCCAGUGUAACGAGAUCCCGUGUGGGUAAGUGGUUUUGGAGUCAGUUCUGUUCCCCACGUGGUGUAAUGAACGCACUGCUCAGCGAUGUCUGGGGCAAGCAGGGUUGCAGAAAUUCAUCCCUCCAAGAGAAGAAUGGCAUUUUCUCCAGGAAGUGUACACAGGCGCCGCAAUGAAGCCUUCUUUUUCCUUUUUUUUUUUUUUUUUUUUUUUUUUAAACUAUUCACUAGGACUAGCAGUCACUCAGAUACCCGAUUCACUCUGUUCCUAGCCCCCAUGGAUCCUCCAGCUUUUGGUGAGCCGUGAAACCAUGAUUCCCCAGCAAAGGAUUCUUCUCUCUGGUGGUCCAUCUCGGCGUCACUUCUUUGCAGGAAAGCAAUGGUGUCCCCAGCCAGGUGAAGCUGCUCUGGGGGUGUCUCUGACCGUGUGUGCGAGCCCGCUGCUUUUCUUCGGAGUGCAGCAGCUGGAGAGGAAUCUCGCGCCCAUCCUCCGUGUUGGCGCAGCCUCCUGUUUUGAGGAAGGUUAUGCUUCCCCCCCCCCCCGGCACAUUACCCCUGUUUCUCUGUGCUUUAACAUGACUUUUUGCUGAAUAUACAGUGACCUGUUCUUAGCCUUUUGAUCUUCCUUCACCUCUUCUGAUUCCUCCAGCCCUAUCGUCGAUGCUUGGCUUUCACUAAUGUAUUCCCAGCAAUUAAUCUGAUGCAACCUUGGAAUUUGUGCGUCGUGAGUCCUGCCCAGCGCAUCGAGGAGGACGGAAGCCACCUGUCUGCGCAGCUCUUCGCAACCUUUAGGGCUCCGGCUCCAGCUCUGGACCCUCACCCUGCAAAAGGGCUGGAAAAUGCCUCCUUGCUCAUGGGAAGCAGGAUCUCAAGGAAGCUGUCAGUGGGAGCGGGACUGAGGACUUCGCGAUCCGCUCCCCAGCAGCUGCCUUGGGGCUGCGUCGGCGUUUCUUAGCAGCGAAAGAUAAGGCGGAUGUACAAAGUGCUGAAUUUCUGCCCGUACGACACAGAGUCCCUCGAGGAGAGGCACCUUCAGCAUGGCCCAUAAAACCCAAGCUGGUGGAACUGAGAGAAAGGGGUCGCUUUCCUCCAUCCUCUACUGUAAGAGUGAUUUGAAGGAAGGAUCCCUGCAGUGGGUGAAAGAACCGCUCAACGGCCAGGUGCUGAUGGUGCUCAGCAUGGACAACAACUGCUCAGCCACCUCCUUUGACAUGGAGCUUUGUGCAGAGAAACUGAAGUCCCUUGGGGUUCAGGUGCCAGCGGAGCAGUGGAGAAGGUUGAUCCAGGAUGCUGUCCUGAAGCCUGAAGUGAGACGGUACAUGUUCUACAACUCCAGGGUGUUCCAGAUAGCCAUUGCCGUGGUUUUCUACGUGUCUCUCUGGACAAACAUUUACUCCACAGUCCAGCUGUGUUCCUUUGGACGCUACUGGGAGGCCAGCGUGCUGGUGACCCUGGCUGCCGUAGCUGUCACUGUAGUUGUGAUACUGGUUAUCGAUCGUCGCCAGAGGAAGAUAAAUAUGAAUACAGAUGUGAGGCUGGCAGCUGUCAAUGAAAUCUUUAUCAAACACAGUUUAAUACUGGGGAUUACAGAUGCCCUGGACGGGCCACACAACAUCCUACAACUGUGGUUCGUGCGCUUCAGCCCCGAGCGCUGCCUCCAGUCCUUGUCAGCCCACAUCGCGGACCUGCAGAGGACGCGAGAGUCGGGCUUGCGGCACAGCCUGGACCAGCUCUGUGUGGUUAUGGAGGCGGUGGUUCAGCCCAACCCAGGGACAGAGGAGGAGGCUUCACGUGAAGAAUCCCCUCUUUUAUCCAGUGGAGGGAACCUAAAUAAACAGCCUGUGACAUGCAAUGAGCUGCUCCGCCUUGUUCCUGAGGGCCCACCAGAGCAGGAGCACCUGGAAGCCUGGAGGUCCGCACACACCUUCUCCAGCUCUGACACUGCUGAGCAGUUAAUGCUUACUGAGCAGCGAGUGCUUAAUCCUUGAGGAAUUCAUGGGCUGGGCUUUUCCUUGCUGGUGGCCGAGGUCCCCCUUUGGAAGACAACCUCCCCCGGGGUCCGUGCAGGGACCCAGCGCCUGUGUCCCGGCUGGGGAUGAGGCAUGGCCGCGUCCAGCCUUUGUCUCCUCCAUGGAGCAUGCCUUCAAAGACUUGUGCCACGCUGAGCAGCAAAUGUGUCCUCAUUCCUGCUCAGCAAGAAGCUUCAAAAAGGAUGAUUUUGAUUUAUUUUACGCUUUUCCGCUUGCUGUUACUAAGCGAAUUCAGUGCAGGUGACAUCCCUGCAGAGUGAAGCUCUCUGGCUGUCUAGAGGCAAAAAAGAAAAGCACCAGGAGGCAGUGACAGAGCAGACAGGUCCCCAAGCAGCCUGACUCCCUGGCCACCCGCUGGCGAGUGGUCACUUCAUGUCACUCCCCCGUGGGGACAGUGUGCCAGCACUGCUGACCAGAAGGGGAUCUGGGACAGUUAUAUAUACCAUUGGCUCCCGUCCUGUUCCUUUCAGACAAGGACAGUCCUUGAACGAGGGAGAAAAUGGUAUUUUUGUUGUAUGAUCUGCUCUUCCCGCAGGUAGGUGCUCUGCUCUGACACCUCUCGUGCUCGUUCCAGGUGAUGGCCCAGCAGCUCCUGGUGAUCUUCAGCGGAUGCUACGUGCGGCUCCUGGUGACCGGCCGGCUCCCGCGGGCCGUGGCGGGGGGGCACCUGGAGCACAGCAGCGUGCCCUGUCUCUGCCAGUUCAUCGAGACCGCU